AUCAUCACGUCUCAGUUAUGUGUGAGUGAUCCCAGUGAAAGACUAGUCCUUACUGAAUUUAAAGUAAUUGUCAGUUAUUUGAAUUGAUGCCCGAUUUUUCAUUGAUUUUAUCAUUUCCCGGUACCAUUGGAAGUUAUAUACCCAAGUGGACGUUGAUUUCGGAAGCUGCGAUUGUACGUCAACAGCUUUAUUAGGCGAUACGUUGGUGGAACGAUUUUUAAAACGACACGAAACAUUCGUCAUGAUAUGAACUUCAUGAUAUGAAGUACCACGUACAAAAAGGUGCUGAUGAUCGUAUAAGCAACAAAUCCUGUGGAGUCCUCUACAACUUAAGAGAAAAAAGGAGGUGAUCGGAAGUUACUAAAAUUUAAAGAAAAGGAGAAUACGAUUUAUUACCGCUGGAGACGCUGAAAGUUGAAACAUGCCGCCAACUUCAGUUAGGCGGAAGGGCCUUUUGGCCUCUUCCAUCCUCCUGAUAGCUCUCUCCGUCGUCACCACAGAGGCGUCACUUCUACCACCUCGCCUGAGAGCUUCACAGACAGAAGUUCAUCUAAAGGAGGGUCAGAAGGGAGCUGUUCUGGAAUGCUUACUUGAUGUAGGAGACGAUCCUAUUUCCUAUAGGUGGCUCAAGAAUCAGAAAUGGGUAACUGGUGCUCUUGGAUAUGCCUACAGAGGCUAUCGCCAACUCCUGUUAGCUUUGCAUCCAGUGAUGAAGCAUCACGCCGGUACCUACGUUUGCGAGGCGUCCAAUGAAGCUGGAGUGCACUCUUCUUAUAUCAAUGUUAUUGUAGAAAGUCCGGAUUCUUUAAUGCCUGAAGAGGUAGAAGCUCCCCAUACAGAUGCAAUCCUGAGUGACUUUGCUACCUCCUUCAGUGAUGUCCUUGCUGAAGGGAACUGUGAAUGUGAUGUUCUCUUCUUGAUGCAUGCCACUGGCGAUGCUCCAGAGGAGACGUUUGCUGCUCAAGCAAACUUGAUUCACACAAUUGCAGACAGCAUAAUUUCCAGCACCGUACGGGUAAGCCUGAUGACCUACUCAGACUCUGUCGAAAGCAAGCUCGCAUUUGGAAAGGGCACCAACAGGUGUGAAUUGAGAAAAGCCUUCCAAAAUCUUACUCAUCCCCAGUGGUCUACACGAAUUCAGCCAGUGUUACGUGACACUUUCAAAAAACUUAAGAAGAACAAGAAUCCCUGCAAAAUUGUGUUUUUGCCUAUCUUUGGCUCACUUGGCAUGGAAGGUGCUGAUUCAGUCGAAGCCAAACUUCUGAAGAAAAUUGGAAUAAAAUUAUUCAUCCUUGAGGUCACAAACGAACCUAUCGAAGGAGUCAGCGAAAUGGCUUCCAAGCGAGGAGAUGGACUCCCGUACCAUUGGCACAUACGUUUGGAUGUAUGGCCUACGAUUGUUAUGUAUAUGAAAUACUUGUCAGAAGAGUUGGUUGCGUGUAUGCCGGAGAAGAAUGACAUUCCAGGAAAAUGUGUAGGUAUUGAUCAAGAAUGCACCUCUGAUGAUAUGUGUGAUGGAGUAGGAUAUGGCUGCACAGAUGGUCGGUGCCAACCUCUUGAAUGUAAUGUGAAUUCUCAGAAUCCAGGUUGCUGCAAUCAAGCAGGGCAGUACUGGUGUGGAGAUGUGACCAAACAGUGCACUGAUAAAACAAGUAUAUGUGAUGGAAAAGUUCAGUGCAUGAAUGGAGCUGACGAGGAUAGAUGUUGGUCACAACCAUGCCCAGCAGAUAAAGUAGCAAGAUGUCAGAGCAGUACCCUUUGCUUAGAUUUGAUGGAUUUGUGUGAUGGGAAACCUGCUUGCCCAGGAGGAGAGGAUGAAGACUCUCGGUUUUGCAGAUCUUUUCCAUGUCCCACCGACAGAUCAUUCAGAUGUCGCAGCGGUAAAUGUAUAGAAAAACGAGGAGUGUGUGAUGGUGUCUUUAAGGACUGUGAAGAGGGUGAAGAUGAAGACCUUGAUUAUUGUUCUCGUGUUCAUACCUGUCCAUCUUCCUUGCCCUUCAAGUGUGAUUAUGGCAUCUGUAUAGCAGAGAAGAUGAUGUGUGAUGGAUCUUACAAUUGCUUAGAUGCAUCAGAUGAAUUAGUAUGUCCAAAGCGAAGUUGCCCAGCAGACCGACCUUACAAGUGCUUAAGUGGCAUUUGUAUCAGCAUGGAUAAGGUGUGCAAUGGUGCAUUGGAUGGUUGCGAUGAUGGCGGAGAUGAAAAGAACUGCACUGAAGUUGUCUGUCCUUUUGACCGAAGCUUCAAAUGUGAUAAUGGCCUUUGCAUUGAUGGAUGGCUUAGGUGUGAUGGUCAUGAUGAUUGCCGAGAUGGAAGUGACGAGACCAAUUGCAUACCAGAUGAACCCAGCACUACCACAGAACGGCAGUCGUGUCCCAGUGGCCAGUUUUUAUGUGAUACUGGUGCUUGCAUUUCUGAAAGAAAGAUUUGCGAUGGUCGAAAAAACUGUAUUAAUGGUGAAGAUGAAAAAGAUUGCAAGGAGUGGACUUGUCCUUUAGAUCGUUCCCACAAAUGUGCAGAUGGAACAUGUAUAUCUUCAGCAACACAAUGUGAUGGCAUUGAACACUGCGCUGAUGGAUCCGAUGAAAUUAAUUGCACUCAUCCUGAAGAGUAUUCUGUUGAUGAAGAAGAGUAUGACAGUGAUUAUGAGGAGGAAGAGGAAAGAAUAGAUUCCCCAUCUUCAACAACAGGAACAAGAGUAGAAGUAGAAGAAUAUUCUGAUUAUGAUGAACCAGACCGUAGAGAUGACACUGUCAAUGAGGAAGAUUCUUUCUACGAAGGAGAUACGGCUGCGGAAGAGACCUUGGGUGAGGAGCCAACUGACAAAACACAUGUGCAUCAUGAAGUGGAUGAGGAUGAUACAGAAGACUUUGGAGACAUAGAAACUAUCUUAGAAGACCCAGAAGCUGCUGAUGUACAGCCACCAGCAGCUUCCAGUAAAGAAGGUGUUUCCUCAAGUAAUAGUAUAACCCCUCUAUCAUCAUUCAUUGUGGCAUCUUUGUUACUACGUCAUUUUGGAUACAUGUGGAUGAGGUGAAAAAUGUGUAUUUAAAUGAAUCUCAGUCGAUCUGUAAAAGAGUAACAGUGUUAUCCCUCGCAAAAGCAGGUGAAGGUCACAUGUAAACAAUUUACUGUGAAAGUAUUGCAUUAUCAAAAAUAUUUCAGAUGCAUACUGUGUUGCUGACUAAUCCCAGUUAUUACUUGUUCACUUCUUAAUUUUUUUUACACAAGAAUGAUUCAAAUAAUGAAAUAUUCACAUAAUGGCAUUUCUCAUAUAUCUAAUUACAGUAUGGGAAGACAAGUGGAUUAGAUUUUCAAAUUUAUUCAGGAGAACCGCGUUUGUAGUUAUUUUAAUCAUUUCAAACAGUUUGUCUCUGAUAGCAUAGAAGACUCUUAACUUCCCUCAGAAGAAUCUAUAGAUUAAUUUUUUAUUCCACUAGCUUAUUUCAGAGUUCAGCAGUGCCGAACUAUAUUGUUGUUUAAAGGUUGUUUGAGUAUUUUAAAAUUAAGAAAACCAAGAUUUAUCAACAUUUGACAGCUUUGACAUAAUACUUCUAAAUAUAUGGCUAACAGCAAUCAACACUUUCAUAAUACGUAUUUGGUGAAGAUAUGAGGACAUUAAAUGCAUUUCUUUGCCACUUGUACAUAAGAUCCGAAGACGAUCAAAAUAAAAACUGGGAAGCCAAAAUGAUACCAAAGCUAAGGCCUGUAAAGGGAUGUGUUUUCUUUUGGACUAAUUGCAAAUAUUGUACAUCCUAAAAGCAGAAGACAGGUGCUGUUGUAAAGAUGUUAAGGGUAAUGUAUGUUGAAAACAACAUGUAACCUUUUAUAGAAAUUUCCGCUUAUUUACAUGUUUUUACACAGGUAUCUUGCACGGUAAGUGCAUAGAAUACUGUUAGGUUAACGUACUAACAGUGCCUUAAUUUUUGAAGGUACAUUCGUUUCAUACUUCUGUAACUCAUAUAUAACGUAACUAGUGUCACUAAAUACUUAGUGCUAAAAUAGGUCCUAAUGCUAGAAUAGGUCCUAGGAUGAUGUGGACAGGUUUGAAAAUUUUUUAGAUGUUGAAUGAAAGCUGUAAUUAUAACUAUUUGUUAUUUGUAUAUAUACUGUAUCAUGUCUUGAUUUAGAUUGAGGAUUCCACUUAUGUGUUUAAAAAUUACUUAAUAUUUUUUCAGUCUUUAAUAUGCCAGGAAAAAUCUUUUUCAUAGCCUAGUCCAUACAAUAUUUGGAAUUAUCUGCUAUUAACAAAAAUCAUCAUGUAGUUAUAAUCUUUCAAAAUCACUUGAUUUUAUGAGGAUGAAACCUUUGGAUACUUCCUUAUUUACUGCUAAAACAUAGCUUCCCUAAACUAUAUACUUUUGAAUUUCCUCCCGAUUCUCCUUACACUGUUUGCCAAAUCAUGAUAUAGUUCUUGAAACAAGAUAUGUAGUGAAUACAUUGCUAAUGUAUUGUUACUUACAGCUAAGAAGAGUAGGAGAGUUAUUAAGACAACAGAUGUUUGUAGAAAUACCACACUAGAUAGUUUUUAAGUAAUAAAAUGUAAAUAUAAACCAAUUGCAUUAAUUAUUAACUGCAUAUAAUGGACAUAUAAGGUAUAAAGUUCAGAUCAGUGAUAUGCACUUAUUUAUUUCUAAGUAUCAGAUUAGGGAGAAAUAUGCUUCUUAUAAUGAAUUGAUUCCUCGGAAAUUCAUCAGAAAAUGUAGAGGCCAAUACAGGAUAACAUUUGUUUUCUUUGCCUUCAAUUCAGCAGUAUCACAGGACUACAAAGACUAAGGUUACCCAAAAAUAUGUAUGUGAAUUUAUUUUUAUAGAAAGGUUCAUUUUAAGAUUAUAUAGUGACCAUAAUAGCACAAUACACAAGUGCGUUGUUUCUGGAAGAUUUGUUGAAAUAUCAGUAAGUUAUUAAAAAUACUCUAAAAAUGUAACUUUUUCACAAAAUGAAACGGGAUCUAUAUUGUAUGUGAGAAAUCUUAGUUCAUAAUGUCACCGGCUCAUUCAAGUAACUGCCGUUUGCAUCUGCGUUUGCACUGGGUUUUAAGAUGUUUGCAUGGUAGUGUUGGUUUUAAAAUAUUACUGAUAUUUUAUUUAGAGUUCAAUAUUUUUGAUUAAACUGCGAGGUAUUAAACACUCACAGGCGUAUUUCAAGCGUAAAUUAAUAAUCAGCCUGAAUAUUGAUUGAUUUUAUGUACAUAAUGUAUAAAUUGGUGUCCUAAUUUUACCAGUGUUGAAUCUGAGCAAAGUAUUACAUAAUAAACAUAUUUAUGAAUAGAAAGAA
This is a messenger RNA of Macrobrachium nipponense, 5275 nucleotides long. RefSeq lists its product as uncharacterized. Gene Ontology annotation, cellular component: plasma membrane. Gene Ontology annotation, molecular function: protein binding. The transcript is spliced from 16 exons. The record is from RefSeq and is a predicted model, not a curated record. Lineage: Eukaryota; Metazoa; Arthropoda; Malacostraca; Decapoda; Palaemonidae. The coding region runs from base 422 to 3034 and encodes 870 amino acids.